GGAUUCAAGAAAUAUGCUUGUGAGCUCACUUUGGAUCCCAACACAGCCCACAAGAACCUCCGUCUCUCUGACGGGAACAGAAAGGUGACCUGGGUGGAAGAGGAGCAGUCGUAUCCAGAUCAUCCAGAGAGGUUUGAUCAGUGGCCACAAGUGCUGUGUGAGCAGGGUUUAAAUGAACGCUGCUACUGGGAGUUCGAUGUGUUGGAGCCCUUCAACAUUGGGGUGACAUACAGAAGCAUUGAGAGGAAAGGGGAUGUGAAUGAUUGCAAGCUGGGACGCAACGACAAGUCUUGGAGUCUUAAUUGCUGUAAUGCUGGUUGUUUUGUUCUGCACAACAACGACCCUAUCACUGUAUCUUCCCUCCGCUCACGCUCUAGUCGGGUGGGGGUGUAUCUGGAUUGGCCGGCUGGCACUCUGUCUUUCUACAGAGUUUCCUCCGACAGUCGGAUUCGCCUCCAUACCUUCAAAACAACAUUUGAUGAGCCCCUCUAUCCUGCUGUUGAACUUCGCACUCAUUCCUCUGCAUUACUUUGUCAGCUACCAUAAACAAACUUUCACUGCACCACAUGAGUGACCUUACGUGUAGAUUUGCAUAAGGUCGUGAAAUGUCCUAUACAAGCAAGGGGCUACUUACUUGUUAUUCCCAAUAUUCUAAGCAAUCUAGACUUCACAUUUUAGAAACCAUGCAGGGUUAACUGCUCCUAUCUUUUAGUAUGAAAAGACAAGUAUAAAGACUGAGAUAGUACUAUUUGGGAGCAAAGACAGAAGGUUGCAACUUAGUGCUUACCUGGAGUCUAGAGAUUAAAACCCAUGUUAAAAAUCUGGGAUGGAGAUCUUAGUUUCAGUGACCACAUCAAAGCUAUAACUAAAUUUGCAUUUUGGCAUCUCAAAAACAUACCUAGUGUCGGAGACUUUGUGUCCAACCAAGACUUAGGUCUGGGCUAUAAAUAUAAAUGUAAAUAUAUUUCUUACCUGUUCAAUCGAAACCUUACAUGUCUGUAAGAUCUAAACAGGGUGAAAUGGCUUUCAGCCAGAAUGCUGCCUACAGCUGGAACCAGCUCCCAAUGGAGAUCAAAUCAGACUAAACUGUAAAUGGCUUCUAUACUCCACUGCCUUCAUCAAAUCUUGUGCUUUAAUUAGAUAUUACCUAUUUUAUAAUCUGUUUUCAUACCAUUUUCUUGUUAUACUUUUUACUUUAUUUUUUAUCUUUUCUUUUAUUUCCGUGUACCAUAUUGAAUAGCCUCUGUGUAUGAUAAUGUGCUAUACACAAAUUUGCCUUGCCUUAUCAGUCAUAUACUCAAUUUGUAUAGCAAGGAAAAUGGAGGGUAUUAUAUCAUUUAUAUACAGUGUCAGUUCUCAAAGUCAAACAUGUGGCCUGGCAACUCCAG
Messenger RNA from Seriola dumerili (greater amberjack), 1388 nucleotides. Its product is annotated as stonustoxin subunit beta-like. The transcript is spliced from 2 exons. Gene Ontology annotation, molecular function: protein binding. NCBI's taxonomy places the organism in Eukaryota, Metazoa, Chordata, Actinopteri, Carangiformes, Carangidae. The record is from RefSeq and is a predicted model, not a curated record. The annotation marks the transcript as partial.